UUUGAACCGUUGACAUUUGAAUCGUCGUGGCUCCCAAGAAAGAUGUCUCGUCGAGAUGUGGGAGCAGGGCUAGCGGUGUCUUCAGUGACGUGUGCCCUCUUGGUCGAAAUAAUGCGUGCUUUAGGAUCUCAUUGCCUCCUGGACGAAAGAGGGCAAGGACUACUUGAAAAAGAAGAGGAAGGGCAACAAGACGGAGAAGAAGUGAUCGCCAAUGAAGAGGACAAGAUCACAUUAAACGAAGGGCUUUUACUCCCUAAACCUGCCUCAUCUGAUCGCGCGACACAGGACGAAGGAAAAGUGGACGAAAAAGCCGCAAAAUUUCUACGGAGCAAACUAUGCAGAGAAGAGGCGUCCAUCAGAGCCCUGCUGCACAUCAUACAUGAUUGUGAAACCGUUUGUAACCGUGCUACAACAAGCGGGAGAGACCAAAAAGCGUUGGCUUGCGCUCGAACCUGCCAGCAGCGCGCGAGCGUUAUUUUGCGUCAUGUUCUUUGCUUUGAAGGAGAAGAAAAGGGCCAAGGGGGUGGAGAAAGUGACCGGGCGCUAGCGUGGAAGUGCCUGGUAAAGGUUUGCGUAGACGGAGGGGCUUCCUUUUAUGUUAACAGUGCGCGGCGUGCUUUUAGGAAGUUUUUUUGGAGCCGGUACUGCAUUCCCUACGCCACACCGCUUAUUAACAUACUAGCCUCAGUCUUUGCGCUGAGUCCUCUUGGUAUUGCUCUGGUCCUGGUCGGGGUUUGGCACUUUGAGGGUUCGCACAGUCUCAAGCGCUGCAUGCGAGAGCUGCCGCGUCGUUGGAUGGAACUCGCUCUGCGUGAGAUGCCGCUCCAUUUGUGGCACAAUUACAAGGAGACAUACGACACUAACUCUUGGCGCGGCUUCUAUAAAGCCCGCUUACCCUUUUGGGAUGAUGAGAAGGUCGUCAGCAUCGAAGGCGAGGAUUGGCCAGGAAGCGGGCGCUUUCUCGCAGGGACCUUUUGUCGAAUGUGGUGGACGUGGAAAUCCAGUCAGAAAUUCAAAAAAAAUUCGGAUACUCCACCUUGCCCUCCUCUAGUAUACAUUAUUUCAAACAGCAUAUCCAUUCCUUCGUUUCCCACUCCCACCGCGCUUGUGGAGAUGGCUGUACUACUGGGGCCGCCGUGCCUCUACGUGACGCAGUUUUCAUAUUUCGGAAGCACUGCAGUGCUUCUAGUAUGGUCUUGCCUGUGGUGCUUAAUGCUCUUGUCAUGAGAAUAGCAAGCGAACACCUUUACCUCAUAAUUGAAGACGAGCAAAAAGUCUUUUCUGACGAAGGAUUCACUGAUGGUCUGGAGUCCUGGGCCAGACGUCACGCACUUGCUCGCUGUACCCGAGGACGAGAUUUUUCAACAUCUACUUGUUUGGUUUUUCGGAUAUCUCUGGAGUGAAAAUGACCGUUCUGAAAGACGUGUGACGAUGAUGAAGAUCGAUAUUGUACGCAGUUGCUGGAGUUGC
This is a messenger RNA of Amoebophrya sp. A25, 1470 nucleotides long. The record is from the annotation of a GenBank genome assembly. Lineage: Eukaryota; Dinophyceae; Syndiniales; Amoebophryaceae.